AUGUCGCAUCUCGAGGCAGUGUCCGCCUUCGUCGAGGGAGCUCCCCCCGGAGAGCUCAGCGAUGUCGUGGCUGAUAUCAAGUCACUCACGCUUUCCGAGCCGCAACUCGUCGCACAUCUGGCACCCGCCUUUGAGAAGUACAAUGAGGAGCAGUUCGCCACUGUGAAGCUUCCCGGGAGCAGCCAGGCGGUUAUCAUUAGCUCCCACAACUCCCUCGGUGACGGGCGAUAUUACGACGUCGAGAGCUCCUCGAGCUUUGCUUUCAACCACGAGACGCAGACCGCCAGCGCUGUGCAAAGCUAUGUUGUCGAAGGCGCCCAGGCAGACUUGGUGAAAUCGACAUUGAAACUUGUGGGAAGCUACGUCAAGGAACACUUCGCCAACGCCGCUUAUGGUGUCUACCCCAUCGAAUCCGACUCCAAGGUCGCCGUUGUUAUUGUUGCAAACAAAUAUAGUCCAAACAACUUCUGGAACGGACGUUGGAGAUCCCUCUAUAUCUUCGACCCCGCCUCGAGUAGUCUCGAGGGCUCCAUCAAGGUCGACGUCCACUACUACGAAGACGGAAACGUAAGGUUGCUCACAGACAAGCCAGUGACGGCCAGCGUGUCGUCAGGCACGGGAUCCGGCAUUGCCAAGGAGAUCUCAACUACGGAGAAGAAGUAUCAGGAUGAGCUAAACAAGGGGUUUGUAAGCUUAAGCGAGGGUGCCUUCAAGGGCCUUCGGCGGCAGCUUCCUGUCACGAGACAAAAGAUCGAGUGGGACAAGGUGACCGGCUACCGACUUGGCCAGGACAUCAGCGGCGGGAACGGAAAGAGGUAG
Molecule: messenger RNA, 819 nt
Organism: Clonostachys rhizophaga
Lineage: Eukaryota; Fungi; Ascomycota; Sordariomycetes; Hypocreales; Bionectriaceae
Source: the annotation of a GenBank genome assembly